Molecule: messenger RNA, 522 nt
Organism: Aspergillus mulundensis
Lineage: Eukaryota; Fungi; Ascomycota; Eurotiomycetes; Eurotiales; Aspergillaceae
Exons: 3
Coding region: 1-522 (173 amino acids)
Biological process (GO): mitochondrion organization
Cellular component (GO): mitochondrion; nucleus
Source: RefSeq, a predicted model, not a curated record
AUGCCUCGUCAACGCCGUGGUGCCGCUCCCGCCCCUACUCCUGCGCGCAGCGCUCCCACUCGCCCUACUGCUCCCGCGCAGCCGGCCCGUGCGCCUUACGGCCAGCAGCACUCGCAGCCUCACUCAACCGCUGCCCACCCCCCUACUGCCGCUCAGGCUCCUGCAGCCCCUGCUCCCGUCCAGCAGAGCGCUGGCCCCGGCCUCUUCGGCCAGAUGGCUUCCACCGCUGCUGGUGUAGCAGUCGGUUCCUCCAUCGGCCACGCCAUCGGCGGUCUUUUCUCCGGCGGCGGCUCCAGCGCCCCUGCCGAGGCUCAGCAGGCUCCUCCUCCUGCUCAGGCCCAGCCUAUGGACAACGGUCUCUGGGCCGGCAGCGCUACCAACAGCUCCUGGGAGAACAACGCCUGCGCUACCGACAUCCAGAACUUCCGCAAGUGCAUGGACGACAACCAGGGCAACAUGUCUAUCUGCGGGUGGUACCUUGACCAGCUGAAGGCUUGCCAGGCUGCUGCUAAGCCCUACUAA